This is a messenger RNA of Drosophila navojoa, 2270 nucleotides long. RefSeq lists its product as uncharacterized. The record is from RefSeq and is a predicted model, not a curated record. Lineage: Eukaryota; Metazoa; Arthropoda; Insecta; Diptera; Drosophilidae.
CGAAUUAUUGAGUCAUACGUUGAAAAAAGACAGGGCACGACAUAUGGACCUCCUAAUCAACGUUCAAUGACUGUUUUCAUAGAUGAUGUCAACAUGCCUGUAAUUAAUGAAUGGGGCGACCAAAUUACAAAUGAGAUUGUACGUCAGAUGAUCGAACAACGAGGAUUUUAUUCAUUGGAUCGUCCAGGAGACUUUUCCACUAUAAUGGAUAUUCAACUGCUAUCGGCCAUGAUUCACCCUGGUGGUGGUCGUAACGACAUCCCAAAUCGUUUGAAAAGACAUUUAUGUAUUUUUAAUUGUACCCUCCCAAGUAAUAAUUCAAUUGACCAAAUUUUUAAAAGCAUUGGUGUGGGUUAUUUUUGCCCCAGUCGAUUCGAAGAAGAGGUUGUACAGAUAAUACCAUUUUUAGUACCUAUGACUCGAGUUUUUUGGCAAAAUGUUAAAAUUAAAAUGCUGCCCACUCCAGCUAAUUUUCACUAUGUUUUUAAUCUAAGGGAUCUUUCACGAAUUUGGGAAGGUAUUCUCAAAGUAAAAACUGAGGAAUGCAACACAGUAGAACAGGUGCUAAAAUUGUGGUGCCAUGAGUGCACAAGAGUUAUAGCUGAUCGUUUCACUAUGGAAAAAGAUAAAAUGUGGUUUUUAUCACGUAUGCGAAUUGAUGCAGAAUCACAUUUAGAAGAUCUUUUUGAGAAAUUUCCCGACGAACCAUCAUAUUGGGUGGAUUUUUUAAGAGACGCUCCAGAGCCAAUGGAAGAUGAUGACGAGGAUAUGUCAUUAGAACCACCAAAGAUCUACGAAGAAAUUCCAAGUUUUGAGUUUGUAAAAAAUAAAGUAAUGACUUUUAUGUCUCAAUUUAAUGAGCAAAUACGUGGUUUUAACAUGGAUCUCGUAUUUUUCUCGGAUGCUCUGAAGCACCUAAUGAUUAUUUCUCGAAUACUCAGUAAUCCGCGUGGUAACGCAUUACUUGUAGGUGUAGGCGGAUCGGGUAAACAAAGCUUAACGCGAUUAUCUUCAUUUAUGGCUGGUUACAAAUUUUUCCAAAUUACUUUAACACGUGCUUACAAUACCGGAAACUUAACAGAAGAUCUAAAGUUUAUGUAUCGAAUAUCUGGCUUAGAAGGCACGGGAAUGACAUUCAUUUUUACAGAUAAUGAAAUAAAAGAAGAGUCAUUUUUAGAAUUUAUUAAUAAUAUUUUAAGUUCUGGAGAAAUAGCGAACCUAUUUGCCAAAGAUGAAAUGGACGAAAUUUACAAUGAACUUAUUCCAAUCAUGAAGAAACAACAACCACGAAGGCCUCCCACUCAAGAAAAUCUCUACGACUUUUUUAUUACACGCGCUCGAUCGAAUUUACAUAUUGCGCUCUGCUUCUCCCCGGUGGGUGAAAAAUUUCGACUGCGUUCAUUAAAAUUUCCGGGGUUGAUAUCCGGCUGUAUAAUUGAUUGGUUUCAAAAAUGGCCUACAGAUGCAUGUGUGGCAGUUUCACGGCAUUAUCUCGGAGACCUGGAACUAGUUUGUAGUCCCAAAGUUAAGGAUCAAGUCGUUGAUAUUAUGAGUUGGAUUCACGAGUCAGUACAAGAUGCUUGCUUUAGUUAUUAUGAUCGCUUUCGUCGAUUAACAUUUGUCACUCCAAAAUCGUUAAUAUCAUUUUUAGAAAGCUACAAAAUUCUUUACAAGCAAAAGCAAGUCCAUAUUGUUAUUAUGUCAGAACGCAUGAGUUCAGGUUUAGACAAAUUAGAUGAAGCAGGAGCGUCUGUAUCUGUACUUAAAAAGGAUUUAGUUGAAAUGAAUAAAGUCAUUGUGGUAGCUUCUGCGGAAGCUGAGGAAGUUUUGGCAACUGUAGAACAAUCAAAAGCGGCAGCUGAAAUCGUCAAAGUGGAAGUGGCACAAAAGAAAGGCUCUGCAGAAGUUCUUGUAAAAAACAUUUCUGCUGUAAAACAAGUAGCUGAAGCUAAAUUAGAAAAAGCACUGCCUGCGUUAGAAGAAGCUGAAGCUGCGCUUAAAACUAUAAAAGCUGCUGAUAUUGCAACUGUUCGUAAACUUGGAAAACCUCCAUAUUUAAUUACUCUAAUUAUGGAUUGUGUCUGCAUAUUAUUUCGACGCCAAAUAAAGCCUAUUCGUCCAGAUACUGAGAAAGCUUUUAUUCAAAGCUCAUGGGAUGAGUCUCUGAAAGUGAUGUCUGACACUAGUUUUCUUCGUAAAAUAGUCGAAUAUCCCACGGACCUAAUUAAUGCGGAAAUGGUUGACAUGAUGAUUCCAUACUUUCAGUAUCC